Molecule: messenger RNA, 1931 nt
Organism: Labrus mixtus (cuckoo wrasse)
Lineage: Eukaryota; Metazoa; Chordata; Actinopteri; Labriformes; Labridae
Gene: slc23a4
Product: solute carrier family 23 member 4
Exons: 12
Coding region: 87-1931 (614 amino acids)
Biological process (GO): transmembrane transport
Cellular component (GO): membrane
Molecular function (GO): transmembrane transporter activity
Source: RefSeq, a predicted model, not a curated record
UCCAUAAAUGUUUAUUUUUUCUACUUUUCUGUUGUGUUUUUUCGGGCUCAGAAGACCACCACCUGAGCCUAUAGGCUGACCUCGACAUGGCUCCCGAAAAGGAAAGUAAUGGUGUCAGCAACUAUGCAUUUACACUCGAAAAGCGUUUCUGUGAUCUUCCUGACACAAAACAUGGAGAAGCAUCGGACUCGUCGCUGCAUGGAGACAGCAACAAGUUAGCGUACUGCGUGACGGACGUUCCUCCCUGGUACCUGUGCAUCCUUCUGGGCAUCCAGCACUGUUUGACUGCAUUCGGGGGUAUCGUCGCCAUCCCGUUAAUCUUGUCUCAGGGCUUGUGUCUGCAUCAUGACGGCCUCACACAAAGCCACCUCAUCAGCACCAUCUUCUUCGUCUCUGGUCUUUGCACUCUGUUGCAGGUCACCUUUGGCAUCAGACUGCCCAUUCUCCAAGGUGGCACAUUCACAUUGCUGUUACCGUCCAUGGCAAUGCUCUCCAUGCCGGAGUGGACAUGUCCCGCUUGGACGCAAAAUGCGAGCCUGGUCAACACGUCCUCCCCUGAGUUCAUAGAAGUGUGGCAGAGUCGCAUGAGAGCACUACAGGGGUCCAUCAUGGUUGGCUCACUGUUCCAGGUGUUUGUCGGCUUCUCCGGCCUCAUUGGCCUCUUCAUGCGCUUCAUUGGUCCCCUCACCAUUGCUCCCACCAUCGCUCUCAUCGGACUCUCCCUGUUUGACUCAGCUGGUACCAGUGCUGGAUACCACUGGGGCAUCUCUGCCAUGACCACAGCACUGAUCAUCCUGUUCUCACAGUACCUCCGUCACAUCCCCGUGCCCUUUCCCAUGUACAGCAAAGAUAAAAAACUACACACCUCCCGUGUCUACGUCUUUCAGAUUCUCCCGGUAUUGCUCGGUGUCAGCUUGUCUUGGCUCGUGUGCUACAUUUUGACAAUAUACAAUGUGUUUCCUACUGAUCCAGACCAGUAUGGUUACAGAGCUCGCACUGAUCUAAAGGGAGACGUUAUGGGCCAAGCCCCCUGGUUCACCUUUCCUUACCCAGGUCAGUGGGGGGUCCCGACUGUGAGCCUGGCAGGGGUGGUUGGCAUCCUGGCUGGUGUGAUUUCCUCCAUGGUAGAGUCAGUAGGAGACUACCACGCUUGUGCCAGACUUUCUGGGGCUCCACCUCCCCCUAAACAUGCUAUCAACAGGGGUAUUGGGAUUGAAGGACUGGGCUGUCUGCUGGCUGGAGCCUGGGGAACUGGGAAUGGUACCACUUCAUACAGCGAGAAUGUCGGAGCCCUCGGUAUCACAAAGGUUGGCAGUCGCAUGGUGAUCGUGGCCGGUGGAGUCUUGAUGGUGAUCAUGGGUUUGUUCGGUAAAGUGGGCGCUAUAUUCACCACGAUCCCCUCCCCUGUGGUCGGAGGGAUGUUCCUGGUAAUGUUUGGAGUCAUAUCUGCUGCAGGAGUUUCUAAUCUGCAGUAUGCCGAUAUGAAUUCAUCUCGAAACAUCUUCAUUUUUGGCUUCUCCAUGUUCUCCGGUCUCGUCAUUCCCAACUGGAUAUUAAAGAAUCAACAAGCUAUUGCUACAGGUGUGGUUGAACUGGACCAGGUGCUGCAGGUUCUCCUGACCACCAGCAUGUUUGUGGGAGGUUUCUUUGGCUUCAUACUGGACAACACAAUUCCAGGAUCAAAGCAUGAACGAGGCAUCCUGGCCUGGAACAAGGCUCACGAGGACGACUCCAGCAACACUCUGGAGAGCGGAGAGGUCUACAACCUUCCCUUCGGCCUCAGCUCUUACUCGUCUUCGUCCUCCUGGCUCCGCUUCGUACCUUUCCUUCCUCCUGGUGUGUCCACCUCGCUGGUGAGCGACGCCCUGGAGUCAAAGCGGCCCCUAGGACAUCCGGAGCCUCCACAGCUCAUCAUCGGAGUCACUCUUUGA